UUCAAAGAGGUAUACGACCACUGGGUGUCGAUUCCCUACUUAAACUUUUCCAAACCAGUUUAAAGCAACAGAUGAGCUUGAGAGUCUACACAUGCACACUUCCCUCUGGGAUACAUUUAUAAAUUCUGUGCAUAUUGACAGAUUUCAAUCGAAAAAAUGCGGUCUCUGUUGAGCCUGCUGCUCCUGCUAGCAGUUUGUUCCUGUGCAGUUAAUGCACUAAAAAUAUGUUCUUUCAACGUACAAUCGUUUGGAGAAACGAAGGCUGCUAAAGGACAUGUCAUGGCUAUCAUUGCCAAGAUUACUUCUCGAUGUGACAUCAUGCUCGUGAUGGAAGUGAAAGAUUCCACCGGAUCAUCAUUAGUGUCGCUGGUAAAUGAACUUAACAGAGGAGAUAGACGAAAGCCUUACACCUACAUCAUCAGCGAUCGCUUGGGAAGAAAGUCCUACAAGGAGCAGUACGCCUUUAUCUACAGACACACCAUGGUGAGUGUGUUGGACAGAUACCAGUAUAUGGAUGAGCAGGUCGGAGAUGUGGAUGCCUUUUCCAGAGAGCCAUUUGUUGUCAAAUUCAGCUCACCCACGACAGAUAUUAAAGAGUUCAUAUUGAUCCCACAACACACGACCCCUGAGGCCUCCGUAAAGGAAUUGGAUGAACUUUACGAUGUUUACAUGGAUGUUAAGAACCGCUGGAAAACAGAGAACAUGAUAUUUCUGGGAGAUUUUAAUGCUGGCUGCACGUAUGUGACACGGAAGAAGUGGAGUCAAAUUCGAAUUAGGAUGGAGGAAGGCUUCCACUGGCUGAUUGGUGACGAAAUAGACACCACAGUCAACGCGAACACCAGAUGCGCGUAUGACAGAAUCGUGGUUAAAGGUGAACCACUCUACAAAGCAGUUGUGCCCGGGUCGGCUAAGCCCUUCAACUUCCAAGCAGCGUAUGGACUUUCUGAGACAGAGGCAUUGGAAGUCAGCGACCACUUUCCGAUAGAAGUGGAAAUAAAGUAAAAUUGAGUUGCUUACAUUCAGAGUGAAAGAAUAAAAAAACGAUAUUCACAUCAUAAAACAUCACCACAGGACAACUUCAAUGGCUACUUUUAGAAUGUCACACGCUUAAAGUAAGCUACCCUACCACUGAAUAAAUGACCUUUUCAGAGCAGCUUGAUACAAAAGACAGUAACACCGAAAUUGGUGGUGGUUUAGGAGCCAUUUUAAAGCACGUAAACGUCCACAAACCCAAGGAAACCAUGGAGUGCAUUUCCAUCGCGGGAAAUGCCGCCUAUAAAGGUUGCAUGGCAAUCACAUUGCUACAAACAAGAAUCUGCUUGCAGAUGCACUAGUCUUUGUUUAAUGGGUUACGGUCAGUUUAUCAGCAUUUUACUUUCUUUGCUUCAGACAUGAUUGAGUGCUGCACACUUGAAUCUUCACAAUGUUGCCAUAUUUAUGCCAAGAUUUCCCAUGUCUGUUGCAAAUGGUCAUGUGCUACUACAGUUUAUCCUAACAUUAAAAAAGGAUAAUUAUUUUUCCUUGUCGAGCGUCCCAAAUAGAGUAUAACUUAGCGUGAAAUCGAUCUCGAGUGGGUUAACCGUUUGUCCAAAAUUCUCCGUGCAUCUGUGAUGCCGAAAAUCAAUUGAUGCUAUCACACACGUGACCAUGCGUUGAUAAGAAGAGCAAUGGGACACUACCAGUCGGCUGUUGCAUGGAUUUAUACCUAGAUAGCUUUAUCAAGCUGCUCUGGACAAGAACAACCAAGCCAAAAAAAUGGCGGGGGGGGAUAUUUUCCCAGCAAUGGGAAAGUUACAGGCAGACAACAUAAUUUUUAUGAUCUCAAUCUCAUUCAUAUCCCAAUCAUGUCCGGGAUUUUUUCUCCUUAAAGUGGGAUCACAUUAUUCAUUUAUAUAUCACAAAAACAUCCACUGUUGAUCUUUUUGUAAAGUUACUCAAAUAUGCAUUUGUGACAACUGCUCAGAAUUGAAACGAUUAAAACAUGUCGGCCGAAAAUAAAAAAUAAAAAUCUAUAAAACUUU
Messenger RNA from Lethenteron reissneri (Far Eastern brook lamprey), 2021 nucleotides. It is a transcript of the gene DNASE1L3, whose product is annotated as deoxyribonuclease 1 like 3. Gene Ontology annotation, cellular component: nucleus. Gene Ontology annotation, biological process: DNA catabolic process. Gene Ontology annotation, molecular function: deoxyribonuclease I activity; DNA binding. NCBI's taxonomy places the organism in Eukaryota, Metazoa, Chordata, Hyperoartia, Petromyzontiformes, Petromyzontidae. The record is from RefSeq and is a predicted model, not a curated record.